UUGGUUUAAACCUAAUUGAAAAAUAUAGGAAGCUUAGAUGUUAUUGAAAUCAAUUAAUGAAAUAAUAAAAAAUAUCAGUUAAAAAAGCGAUAUGAUUGUAUUUCUCUAAUGUUGGAUUCUUAAGAAAAACUGGUCGUCCCCACCUCCGUUACAUAGAUGUAAUAAAACGAGACCUCAAAUCAGUGAACAUCAAUACUGACCAUUGGGAAGACAUAGCUCUAGACCGCACCAGAUGGAGAGAGAUAGUGACCAAGAAAGCUAUGGACAAUGAAAGAACAUGGGUCUCAGCUCAGGCAGAAAAACGUACAAUACAGAAAAUGGCCAUCUCCUCUACCACCGAAGCAAAAGCCACCUUAACCUGCGAUACUUGUGGAUGGUAGUGUCUCUCCAAAAUAGGGCUCCACAAGAAGAAGUGUGUGAGAUGAACCAUAGUCGUUCUACGACUGAAGGAGGCCAACAAAUGCCGGAUAACUUAAUCCUAAAUAAUUUUGAAAUUUGCCAGUUGACUGUAAAUAAAGAUAUUAAGAGAAAUCUACAUCUUGAAGAAGAAGUUACUUACUUAGGAUUCAAAAUAGUUGGCUUUACCCCUUUAAAAAUUGAAAUUAAUGAACUGACAGGAGAUAUUUUUCAAAAACUUACCACAGCUCUCAAGAAAUACUCACAAUCUGAUAGUGAGCAAUUUGAAUUAGUUAAUAGGAAUUUUGACAAUCUUACCAUCAAAGAUGAUACAGAUCAUGCUCAAAAUGAUGCUAUUGCUCAUUUAGAUAUUAGUGAUGCAUCAAAGAAGGUACAUUUAGAAACUUGCAAGAAUAAAUUAGAAAUUACAAAAUUAAUUUUUUUGGAAGAUUCACACAACAGACCUUUAAGUACAGAAAAUAUAGAAGUUACUUUUCAUGAUCAAAAUGAUGUGACAAAAAAACAUGAAAGAGCGCAAAUCACUCAAGAAUUGAACAAUACUGAUAGAGAAACAGUUUCUGACAAGGAACUUGCUGCCUUUGAAAAAACAUUUGAAGAGAAGGAAUUAGAAGCCGUUGCUGAUUCAAGCCCUAUUGUAAAAGAUUUUGAAGAUAGGAAAUUAGAAUCCAUUGCUGUCACCAGCCCAGAUGUAAAAGAUAUUGAAGAGCAGAAAGAAAAAUGUGUAUCUGUUUCCAAGUUUACUGAAAUAAGAUUGAAAAAUGAAAAAGAAUUUCUAGAUUCUCAUAAGGCAAAUGAAACAGAAUUAUCCAAACCAAUAGAGAAUAAAAACAGUAAAGAUAUUCAACUUGAAAAUCAAAGUAAUCAGAUAGAAUCAAAAGAUAGCAGUGAAAGUGAUAGUUUAUUGGAAGAGCCUAUUUUUGGAGUAGAUAAUGAAGUAAAUUUUAAUGAAAAAACAACAGAAAAUUCACAUUUGAUAAAAAAAUCAGAAGUAAUUAAUGAAGAAGCUGUCAUUCUAACAGGUGAAAAAGAAAAUUGUGCUCAAAACAAACAUGUUGUUAAUAAAUCCAAUGUUGUCAACUUUUUAGCCCAUCAGAACGUAUCUGUAACUCUGCCAAAGUUAAAGGAAGAACCUAAGCAUCAUUUUAGGAAUUCAGGAAAUUUAAAUACAUCAGAGAAACUCAAAACAACUUUACAUAAUAAGACUGGUCAUAAAAUGAAUGCUGAUAACUGUGAAAAAACAGAGGGUAUUGACCAUAAGCAACAUAAGAUAUCAGAAGAAACUCUGGAUACUUUAAGAAACUUCAAAUCAGUUUUAUUUGAUGAUGUAAGUGCAAAUGAUGCCCAUGAGUGGAAGAAAUUAUUAGAAGAAAGAUACCAAGAAAUAAAAGUCAUAUAUGACAAGAACACUGCAAAUUUUCAAAUUAUGGGAUCAAGGAAUAAUGUACUUCCAGCAAGAGCUUUAAUCUUGAAAUUGAGAGGAAAUAAAGAUACAGAUAAGAUAUAUACAAAUAAAAAUAAAGAUACAGAUAUGAUGUAUACAAAUAAAAGUAAGGAAGAACAACAAACACUGUCUUUGAACUCAAAUAAGGAUAAAAGAAAGGAUUGUUCCAGUGACGUAGGACUUUUAAAAAUAGAUAAAGAUACUGAGUUGAGGGGCGCAAAAUUCUCAACCUCAAGUUUUGAAAGAGAGAAAGAAAAACACUUUGCAUCCCCAGUGCAACCUAAUUAUCAAAACUCAAAUAAGGAUAAAAGAAAAGAUUGUUCCAGUGACGUAGGACUUUUAAAAAUAGAUAAGUAUGAUGAGAUAAGCGGCGCCAAAUCUUCUACCUCAAGUUUUGAAAGAGAGAAAGGAAAACACUUUGCAUCCACACUGCAACCUCAGUAUCAAGAGUCUUUGAUCAGUCAUGAGGCUUUAGGAUUUGAAAUGUAUAAGGAAUCAAGAAGUAGAAAUAUUAAAAAAGACCAGAAAGGAAAUAUUUUUGUUGGAAAAAGUGAUUUGAAAGUACGCAUUUCUAAGGCAAAUAUCACAAAACUUAAUGUUGACAUGAUAGUAAAUGCAGCAAACAUUAAACUGAGUCCUAUAGGAGGAGUAGCAUUGGCCAUAUCAAAAGAAGCAGGUCAUGAAUUAGUAAAAGACUGUGAGGAAUUCAUAAAGAAAAAUGGAUCCCUUAGAGUUACUGAUGUUUUUGUUUCAAAAGGUGGAAGAUUGAAAGCUAAAUAUGUUAUGCAUGCAGUUGGACCGAAUUGGGAUUACUAUGAAGAUAAAAGAAAUUGCUUGAAAGAUCUUAGGCAGACAGUACUCAGGUGUCUGAUUGAGGCUUCUCUGCGAAACAUGAGAACUGUAGCUUUACCGUCUAUAAGUGCUGCGAAAUCUAAAGUUCCAGCUAAACUAUGUGCUGAAACUUACAUGGCAGCAGUAAAAAGUUUUGAUUGCAUAAGACAGAAGUUAUCUCUUUUAUCCCUUCAAGAAGUUUGGUUUGUUGAUGUCAAUGAAGAGUUAGUAUACACUAUUCAAGAUGAAUUCUUAAAUCAUUGGGAAAUUAAUAGUGAUAGAUAUCUAGUUAAAGAAGAUUUACUAUUUUCUUACCAACAUCUGGACAGACCAGAAUAUAAAGAUCAAUAUUCUUCUCAGAACUUUAUUAGAGCAAAGAAACAUUCUUUAUCAACUUUUAGUGCUUCUGGAAGUAAACCUAAAGAAAGUAAAGGUUUGGCUUCAUCAAGUGGCACAACUAAAGAAAAACAAAAAACUUUUGAAUUUAAACACUUAAAGAUCACAGUUUCAGUUAGCCCAGCCCUGGCUUCUUCAGAUGAGAUUGUCAUUGUUUUUGGUGACCCAUUUGAUAAACUUAGUGGAUUAUCAGAUUUCAAGUGUAAAAAAUGUCUUCAAGAGCUCAAAGGUUCUGAUCAGUUCAAAUCAAAAGGCUUUAAAUCAUUUGUAUCUCAUAUGCAUGGAAAAAAUUCUAAAAAAAUAUACUGUCUGAAAUUAGAUACAUUGAUCAAAGAAGGAUUUAUUAAAGCUUUUGAAUAUUUAGCUUCUAUUGACAUAUCACUUUUAAGCAGCACUAAAACAAGAGAAUUUUCAGUUGUUAUUACAAGCAACAUAUUUUUCUGUGAACCUCAUCAUCUUGACUUCAAAACUGUCAGUACCUUUGCAGAAGUUUUCCACAAAUUCUUACCUGACUUGUCACAAAACAAAACUUUGAAAUUUAUAAGAAUGGCUGUAAAUGAAGAUACUUUUUCUUCCAUCAAAAAAGUCUUUGAUUCAAAAGUAGACUUGUUCAGGACUAAUCAUGCCCAUGUUUUGGAGACCAGGCAAAGAGUUUACUCCCCUAAUCAUAAAACUUCACAUAGUCUAACUGAUGAUUCACAGCCUUGUGAUGAUAGAACCACUGCAAGAGCUUACAAUACAGGCAGCAGAUCAUCUUCUAGAAAACCACAUUUGGGCAAUUCUGUAACAACUGCUAGUUCACAGUUUGAAACACAAGGUGGAACUCCAGCUAAUGUUGAAACAGACUGUCCUUUAUGUUAUGAUGGAAAACCAAGCUCUUUAUUACAUUGCUGUAACAUAAUGAUAUGUGAUAGUUGUUUCAACAAAGUUCAGUUUUGCCCUUAUUGUCGAACAGUUUUUAAAAUCUUAACAGGAAAUCAACCUGAUGGAGAAAUGCAUGUCAAUUAUUUCAAACACAAACAUGCAGCAGGUUAUGAAUAUUGUGGUGUGUGGGAAAUUCAGUACUAUUUCAAGAGUGGCACUCAGAAGGAAAAUCAUCCCAAUCCUGGAAAAUGGUAUUCUUCUAUAUCAAGAACUGCCUAUUUGCCAGACACUUCUGAAGGUUUUGAUGUUCUUCUACUGUUAAAACUUUCAUUUAUGAGGCGGCUCACAUUUACCAUUGGCCUGUCACUGACAAUGAAUUUGGAGGACAAAAUAACCUGGAAUGACAUCCACCAUAAAACAAGUCUUGAUGGGGGAAGCUAUGGUUAUCCAGAUCCUAACUAUUUGAAAAGAGUGCUUCAAGAACUAGAAGGGAAAGGAGUGACUUAUGAAAGUGAAACACCAGAAGAAAAAUUAAAAUUAGAUCAUUUUAAGUACGAAUUGAUAAGCAAAAAAAUGUAUUUGACUUAUCCUGAACACUAAUUAAUAGUUGACCUAUAUUUUAACUCUCUUUUUUUUUAUGGGCUUGGUUACUUUUGUAAAUGCUUAAAUUUAGUUAGUUGUAUUUUUUAAAAAUACAUAAUUAAAGAAAAGGACAUUUGUAUAAAAGAUAACAUCAUCGUUAAACAUUUUAUUCUACCAAUCAGUAUUUUCUUUUUGUCAUUUUUAGCGGCCCUGGAAAGGGGAAAAGACAUUAUUAGUUUUGUGUGGAAUGUUUGUCCGUCCUGUUUAGAUCUGGUAGAAAAGAUAGUGAAAAUUCGACAUCAUAAUAAUUUAGACUGUUCAAAGUUCUGAUGCAACGGCUACUUUUUUCUUUUCUGAAAGCUAAUAUCUAUUAUUAAAUCACUUAUGCAAGCAGUUUUUUCAUAAAAAUACAUCACUUUUACAACUAUUCAAUAUUAAUAGUAACAAACACAGGAGUCUUUGUAGUAGGGGAGAUUAUAUUUUAACACAUUUAUGCAAAUGAUUUUUGAUUUUUUGUCAAAAAAAUUAUUUAAUUUUUUUACAGUUGUGCUAAAUUAUAUAACUUUUUAUACUAACUACUACAUUUACACACACACAAAUUUUUACUUUUUUUUAAAGAGAAAAAAUCUAUUUAGUAUGCCUAUAGAACACUUAACUAAAAAAAUUUUUUGUUCUAUUGAAAUGUUUUUUUCUUGAGGAAUACAAAACAAUUAGAUCAAUUAGAUAUUCAUUAUAAGACAUUAGUUAGGCCAGGUUCACAUCUAAUUUCACAUUAACUUUCACCUAUCUUUGGUCUUCUGGGGCACCACACAAGAUCUGCCAACCUUCUUUCUCCACUCUUCUCUUUCAUUUGUAUUUAAUAGAAUUUCAUUCUGAUGUUCAUUCUGAAAAUAUUGAAACCUGCCUUUUUACCUGCCUGGGUGGACCACUUUGGGGGCCAUUUUGAGUGUGUUUCCACACAAACUGUCUUUGUAACCUUGUUGUUCAUAUUUCCUUUUUUUUGUACAAGAUUGCAUGAUAGCUUUUAAAAAAUUAGAAUUAUCAUAUAUGCAGUCUGUCACAAACCGCUGUGUGCCCACACACAUUUGUGUGUGCGUAGCAGAACAACAACAGUUCACUACUGGCCUGGCUAAGGAAUGUUGACCCAACUGACCCCUUACCCGCCAUCAUGGCCUUAGUUAUUGUGGAAUGUUUUAUUUUUUUUAUUGUUAUUUCAAUUUCUAUUCUAAUUUAAUUAUUUGUGUUUCUAAUCUAUUUUAUUUAAUUAAAUUAGACUUAGUUUAUUAUUGGGAAGGGAAAUAAGCACCUGUAUAUUUUUCCUUUUUAUUUUAAUGUCACGUGACAAAGUGACCUGGUCUUGGACGAGGCAGGAUGACAUGGGUACUUUGGGGGACAAAGCAGUACUUGGCAUGGGUUUUUACAGCGGAGGGUCGCAUUCCCCGCUUCUUGUUCUUCCUUAUAUUUUCAACUAAAAUUCUUGUUUUAAGAAUACUAUAUUUAAAUCGAAAGUGUAGUCAUUUUGGACAUCUUAGUUUGUUAUCAGUUUCAUUGAUGUAUCUAUAUUUAAAACGUUGUGGAUGAUUCUAUAUUCUAUAUCAAUAAAGUUAUAUGCUACGUGUUUUGAACUAUUAUUCUGGUGUUCAGUGUUAUAUGUGAGUAUUUUAAACCACAAUUGGCAUCAACUCUUCCGUACCGGUAGCUGACAACCAACGCCUAUCAGUGAACAUCAUUACUGAGAAUGACACUCAAAAGACUGUAACGGACACUUCUGAGCGGAUAGUGCAACACCCACACUUGCAAUGGAAUCUUAUUAAAUACCUGGCACCCUAUAAGAAAAGAAUGCCUACUCUAUGACUGGAAAUAGUAACUCUAUAGUAGAGUAGAGAUAUAACUAACAAAGUAAUAUCUACCGUUAACGAAGAUACAAAAUUUCCAGAAUAAUAAGUUCAAGGAAAUGGUUCUAAAACUGAUUUAUACAAACCAAGAAAUUUAUUACUGACCAAACAACCGGUCCGUUUCAGUUAACUUCAGAGAGUUAACUGCCUCAUGAACAAAGAAUGACCAAUAGCCUAAACGUCACCGGACUUUAUGACGUAGCAAACAAAUCAAAAAUACAAUUGCUUAUACACCGUACAAGGUUUACAAAUAGAGAAAAAAAUUAAUCAAUACCACCAAGUAGAGUUAAAUCGCGACAGGGCUAAAGUCAUGAAAUACACAGUUCCAGCGUUAACAGUCGGGUCUCCAGAAUCGCCCUAGACUAAGACCAGUUGAAGCAGGUGCCAGCGUCUUGUGACAGAGUCUGUAAAUAAACUGAAAUAGCCUGAAGAUAUUUUAUAUAGUUAAUAAUUAUAAUUGCAUAUAUUUUAUCACUACCAUUUUAUUAUCAACAACCUCAUUGCCUUUUUUUUUGUCUUUUUUUUUUAUAGAAUUACCAGUUUUUUUAUUUUCUAAACUAGUUAAAGGAUAAUAUUUUGUGUGUCAUUAACAUAACUUCCUUCCUUCUAUAGCAGCGUUUCUCAACCUUUUAACCUUUUAUAAUCCCCCACUCUGUUGCGACCCCCCCAGCCGACACACACAUACAGCAAUAGAAGAGUAAGCAAUAAUAAUCCAUAUUUUCGAUGGUCUUCGGCGACCCCUGGCAAAAGGUCAAGCGACUCACAGGCUGAGAACCCCUGUUCUAUAGUAUAUUAUUUCUCAUAGAAGUUAUUUUAAAAAUCUUCUAAUGGUGUUCAUUUUUUUAAAUGAAAGGCUUAAUUAACAGACUUCAUAUAAAUUACAUAAUUGUGUUUUCAAUAAUUAGACUACAUUAUAAUCAAUUAAAGGAAGAUUAAUAUUCAUAACUAAUCCUGAAAGUAUAACGUGUUUAUAUAUAAUAUAUAUAUAUACAUAUAUAAUAAUUUUUUUUAUGACCUAUUCAUUUUAGUUUUGUUACUUUUAUUUAUACUAAAAUACCAUCUGCAUUUUUAUUGUUGGUUGCCUGGAAUUUAGCACCUAUAAAUUCAUCUUAUACUAGUUAGGUUUUGUUCGGGAAGAGUGCCUAAAUUGCUAUGAUUUCCUUUAGUUCUUCAUAAGAAUUAACCUUCAAAUAGUUUUUUGUACCUUAUUUCAUUUAUUGCCAUUUUGUAAAAUUGAAUGUCUAUGAACUCAGAAAGACUUAAAGAUCAGUACAAGCACAUUUUUUUCCAUAUGCUUGGACAAAUUUGUACAAGUGCUCAUUCUUCCCUAGAGCUAUUAUAGAAUAAGUUACAUGAAUUAGCCAGAAAAACCAAAGACUUGGCAGAUUUUUGGUCACUGAUUAACAUGAGUAGAUUGAAAUAUUGAUAUGCGUAGGAUGUAAUUAUCUUCUCUUUUGAAGUAAUGUCUAUAAAUGUUCAGAAAUGCAUAUCAAUUUAAUUCUAUUUUUAGAGGAUAAUCAACAAUUUUAUAUUUUAUUAUCUAGUGCUAAAACACCACACUGCUAUUCAGUAGAGAACAUUUCCAUCAAAACCUUUUUUUUUUCCCCUCAGUUUAACACUUUGUUGUGUAUUGCCCUUCAGUAUAUUUUGUACCUUUAGUGUAUGUCUCUUCCUAGUUAGUCUGUGUUGCAGUUUUUACUUCAUUCAUUUCAUUAAAAGAACUUGAGUUUA
Biomphalaria glabrata is the source of this 8157-nucleotide messenger RNA. RefSeq lists its product as uncharacterized. The record is from RefSeq and is a predicted model, not a curated record. The transcript is spliced from 8 exons. Gene Ontology annotation, biological process: Notch signaling pathway; protein ubiquitination. Lineage: Eukaryota; Metazoa; Mollusca; Gastropoda; Planorbidae. Bases 278 to 4549 code for a protein of 1423 amino acids.